Tetrapisispora phaffii CBS 4417 is the source of this 1872-nucleotide messenger RNA. It is a transcript of the gene SNU71, whose product is annotated as Snu71p. Gene Ontology annotation, biological process: mRNA processing. Lineage: Eukaryota; Fungi; Ascomycota; Saccharomycetes; Saccharomycetales; Saccharomycetaceae. The transcript has a single exon. The record is from RefSeq and is a predicted model, not a curated record. Bases 1 to 1872 code for a protein of 623 amino acids.
AUGUCAGAUAACCAUCUAGUUUAUGUGUCCCCUCAGCUUUAUCUGAACUCAAAAGACAAAUGGAAGUUAUCAGAACAAGAUUUUAAUUUUAGUUUGGAAUAUGUGGAUAGUUCAGCGUAUUUACCUAUACUAAAAGCUGAUUUACCUAAGUUUGUGGAAUCUCUGGAUGGCAAGAAGACAAGCAAGUUCAAAAAGACAAGUAUAAGGCAAAACAGUCUUACUCAAGGUAAAAAUCUGGUUUCAAGCCCAGAAAAUUCAACAGGUAGCACAAUUCAACCUAACGAGACGACCUCCAAAAAAAUUCAUGAGCAAUUAUAUAUAUCACUUCAGGAUUUCGCUGUCGAUAACAAUAGGGAUCAAUCAUUCCUAGUUGCAAUUGUAAAUGUACCGAUGAAACUAUCAAAUACAUUUAUAGAACAGUUUCUGAUAUACAUCAGUGGUGAAAAAAUCAAAAAUUGGACAAGCUGUAGUUCAGUGGAUAGCCAAACUUUAUAUGUUAAAUUUAAAGAUAUGUCAUCUAAGGAACUCUUUGAAAUCAUAUCAUUUUGGAACAUUGCAUUAAAGAAGUUAUCUCAAAAAAUUACAUCGUUCAACUGGGAGUUACACUACGAUGCAAGUUUGAAAAAAUCAGUGGAGGAAAACAGAAAAGAACCCGACGACAGCAUACAUUAUAUAGUGCCACUAGAUGAUGUUUCUGAGUACUACAUCACUCUUUUGAAUACUGAGAACUCCAAAAGGUUAGAUAACAAGGUUAAUGUUGGCGCUACGGCUAGCGCAGGUCCAGAAGAAGAGUACAGAAUUGACAUGCAAUUACUUGGAGAUUUGCCGGCAAAUGAGUUGGGCCAGUUGUGCAAGGAUAUUUUGAAUUUCAGAACGAAAGCAUUUAUUGAUGAGAGAACCAAAAUCACAAAGCAAAACGAAGAAGAUAACAAGAGAAACCGCCAAAAGAUGGACAGAAUAGUGGAACAAAUAAAGAAAUCUUGUAAUGUGGCAGGUGCAGAUGAGGAUAUGGGAGAUUCAGAAGAGUCAGAGGAAGAAGAAGAAACGGAAGAAACAGAUGAGGCAAUUUUGAAAAGACAAGAGUCAUUAUCGAACGAAGAAUUGGAUAGAAAGUAUACCAGUCUGUUAACCGUGUUAAAGCGAGACAUCGAGCCCAAAAUCGAACAAUUGAAGAAACAUAUAGGCCAAAACACGAAUUAUACUGCCGAUCUAUUUAAGAACAGAGACCUAUAUUUAAAGGAAUUGUCUCGUCUCACUUCCGACCCAUAUUACAAUUACAGUUUCAAUAGAGUGAGCAGAAAAAUAGAACAAGAGUUUGAUGUGCAAGACCGUGCUGCGCAUCCGCACGCAGUUCUCGAUAUCUUUAACAAAUACACGCAACCAAAGCCGGAAUCAGAAGAAAGUGAAACUCCAACGACCGGCAUAAAGAAGACGGUCAAAACGAGUAAUGGAGAAACCACCACGGGGAGCAAUAUCAAAGGCACAGAUACGAAAAUCAAAAUCAACUUAGCACUCAAGAAUAAAAUCGAUAAAUACGAUAAUGACAAGCUCGAGGAAGCUGUUGAGAUGAGUUCCAGUGCUACUGAGUCGGAUGAAGAGGUCGCGAAGAUCCGCAGGGUGAAGAAUAUCUUGCCGUUUGAUGAAGAAACCAUGGAGUUGAGAAUCAAAAAGUUACGUGAGAGCAAGAUUGUGGACGAACUCGUGAACGAGUACCUGGGCGUAUACGAAAACGAGUUAGUUGAGUAUAUACUAGACAAUAUAUCUGUGCAUAAAAACAAAGAGUUGCUGUUGAAGGACUUAAGGGAGACAUUCGACAGCGAUGCCAAUACCAUAGUGGAAACCAUAUGGUCGAGUGAAAUACUAAAACACUAG